AUGCUUGCCAUUAUUGUGUGGACUCUGAUUCUGUCCGCUUAUGCAGAAGGGAAUCCAGCUGAAGACUUGGACAUCGAUGCACCGGUCGAGUCAUUGCGUCUCUUGCAGGAGCACUUGGCACUGAAGAAGUCGCAUGUCACAUCCAAAAGCAGCCUGGAGCCUGGACAGAUGGCCUUGCAUCCAAAGGCCACUGAUCUCAUCCAGAAGGCACAGCAAGAGCCCAACGUCACUGUUGAACACCGGUCGUGGUUCUCCAGGCUUGGCAAUGCAAUUUGGAGUGUUGUCGCCGGCCUCUGGUUGAUUCUUUUUUCAUUGGCUCUGAUGUGGAUGAACGAAGAGAGAAAUGCCCAGCAGGAGAGCAUCCUCCAGCUGGGAAGGUCAGAGGUGCAGACGAUUACAUCCAAGUGGGUCGACGAACAACUGCAUGGAACGUUGAUUCACAUGAACGACGCCGAUGCUCAGGGUAUGGAUGAGAUGAAGGAUCGACGUUUCCCUGCACUUCGCAUGGAAAGUGGCUGCCUGAGGAUGAGGAGCCAAGUCCAGGUAUACCAGUGGGAGGAGGACAAGCGCUAUGUGAAGGACCUUGACGACCAGCGGUUGGCCAUGUAUUCAUAUCGCGAAAUCUGGUCUGAUACCCAGAUAGAUUCCGCCUCGUUCCGUGAGUCGUCGGAAAGAAACUCCAUCUCCGUCGCCGGACUUCCGUGUGGCACCGUCCAGAUCACCAACACCACGGUCAAGUAUGGCGAUGGCUUUUACUUGCCGAAGGAGAUGGUCGAGCAGCUGGACAACUGGCAAAAUGCCAAUAGCCACGUACAGAACUUGGAGUACAACGGCACUCGAUUCGGCAAUCCCUCGGAAGGGUGGUUGUAUUAUCCAGAAAGCGCGGCCCAGUCUCCAACCAUUGGCAGUGUGCGUGUGCGUUUGGAAUACGUGGCGGAUGGACCAGUUUCGAUUGUGGCACUACAGACGGCGGACGACAAGCAUCCACGUGCAGCCUCUUUCUUGCCAUACCGACUGGUCUCCCGAGGGCUCUGCUGCGGCCUCCGCGACCAAGCCUUGCAGAAAGCUCUUCUUAUCCAGGGCCAAAAGAGGUCUCACCAGCUCUACAAGGAGGAACCGUGGACUUUUGGCCCGUUUGAGUGGCUGUGCUGCCUGUGCUGCUGCAGCGGGCUCCUGUGCUGCUGCUGUAACCUCGUUGCGAGGCAGUUCGCUGUUGCGCCUCCGCAGAUCUUCGCCGCCUACCCUGGCCGCAGCACUGUGUCGGAGGUCUUCGACAAGCUCAACACGUCUCGCCUGGUGAUGAAGUGGGGUCUGCGGCUUUUGUCCUGGCUCCUGCUCUAUGCCGGCACCUACGCCCUCUUCCAGCCCUUGCUGGUGGUCCUGGACAUUCUUCCCUUCCUGGGCCCUUACAUCAGCUCUGGAGCAGGUUGGGUGAUUCGUGUACUGGUCUUCCUAGCGACGGCCGUCCUGGCCACCUUGGUCAUCUCCGUGGCCUUCCUCCGCUACCACCCAUUUGUCGGCUUGACAUACAUGGCCGGAGCCGUGCUGAAGCGCGUCGAAGAGGGCGGCUUUGGCCACCAGGCUGUGGAUACUGCCGCUGAAGGCAAGCCGCUAGUCUUGGCCCGGGAUCGCUACGCGGAGCUUUUCGGCCCCACAGCGGGGGACAAGGUCCGUUUGGGCGAUACCAACCUCGUUGCAGAGGUGGAGAAGGACUUCACAGUCUAUGGCGAGGAAUGCAAGUUCGGAGGUGGGAAGGUGCUGCGCGAGGGCAUGGGGCAGGCAACAGGAGUGCUGGCCAAGGAUGCCCUGGAUGUAGUCAUCACGAAUGCAUUGAUCGUGGAUGCCAAGCUCGGCAUUGUGAAGGCGGACAUUGGCAUCAAGGGCAACCACAUCGCUGGCAUCGGCAAAGCUGGGAAUCCUGACAUCAUGGACGGCGUCACGGAGGGAAUGGUGGUGGGUGUCACCACGGAGGCAAUCGCCGGGGAAGGCAUGAUCAUCACGGCCGGCGGGCUGGACAUGCAUGUACAUUGGAUUUGCCCGCAGCAGAUUGAUGAUGCUGUGGCAUCAGGGCUCACGACGAUGUACGGAGGAGGAACGGGGCCAGCAACCGGCACAAAUGCUACGACCUGCACGCCGGCACCAAGCCAGGUGGCGAUGAUGCUGCAAGCCACGGACGCGUUCCCUCUGAACUUCGGCUUCUCUGGGAAAGGCAACACCUCUGACCCCACGGGGCUCCACGAGGUCAUCAAGGCUGGUGCAGCUGGCCUCAAACUCCACGAGGACUGGGGUACGACGCCAGCCGUGAUCGACACCGCGCUGACAUUUGCAGAUAAGCACGACAUUGCCAUCACCAUCCACACGGACACCAUCAACGAGUCCGGCUUUGUUGAUGAUUCUAUUGCGGCGAUGAAAGGACGGAGCCCCAGCUUACUGGCUCCAUCGGAGUGA
Messenger RNA from Symbiodinium sp. CCMP2592, 2448 nucleotides. The record is from the annotation of a GenBank genome assembly. NCBI's taxonomy places the organism in Eukaryota, Dinophyceae, Suessiales, Symbiodiniaceae.